Pieris napi is the source of this 761-nucleotide messenger RNA. RefSeq names its product transcription initiation factor TFIID subunit 12 (gene Taf12). Bases 199 to 711 code for a protein of 170 amino acids. Gene Ontology annotation, biological process: RNA polymerase II preinitiation complex assembly; DNA-templated transcription initiation. NCBI's taxonomy places the organism in Eukaryota, Metazoa, Arthropoda, Insecta, Lepidoptera, Pieridae. The transcript is spliced from 3 exons. The record is from RefSeq and is a predicted model, not a curated record. Gene Ontology annotation, molecular function: TBP-class protein binding; protein heterodimerization activity; DNA binding. Gene Ontology annotation, cellular component: SAGA complex; transcription factor TFIID complex; SLIK (SAGA-like) complex.
CGUCUAACUAUCACGUCUACAGAGUGCAGCUGUUUUUUUCAUAAUAAAGUACAAAUUGUGGUUUAACAAAUUGUGUGGUAUUUGUUUUACAAACAAAACAAUUAAGAAAUUUACUUUUAAAUAACAAUUAAUAACUCUGUGCCUUUAGUGAAUUCUUUGAUCUCUUAGUAUUAAUUAAAUUGUGUAAACUAGGUGUAAAUGUCGCAAGGGGGAAAUAUGCCUACAAUUGGGGGUAUGACUCCAGGAACUAUACAAUAUGUGAAUAAUCCACUUCAAAGUCCACAAUUACAAACAUCGUCAAUGCAGGGCUCUCCAUCGCAGCAUAGUCCAAUGGGCCAAACACAAGUAUCUGCAAAAACCAAUCAAGGAUCUGGUGAUCAAACAACACAGCUCUUAAGCAGACCCAGAUUACAAGAAUUAGUAAGAGAAGUGGACCCAACUGUACAACUAGAUGAAGAGGUGGAGGAGAUGUUGCUGCAGUUAGCUGAUGACUUUAUUGACACUACACUAAAUGCUGCAUGUUCACUUGCUAAACAUAGACAUGCUCCAACAGUGGAGCUAAAAGAUGUUCAGUUACAUUUAGAGAGACAAUGGAAUAUGUGGAUACCCGGCUUUGGCAAUGAUGAGCUGAGACCCUACAAGAGGGCACCAGUAACAGAAGCACAUAAACAGAGAAUGGCCCUUAUUAGAAAAACAAUUAAGAAAUACUAGAUAAUUAGGUUUUAUACUUUAGAUAAUAAAUUACUACAUAUUAAUUCCAA